AUGUCUACUUCUUUCCGUGAUAAGGCCUUCCAGGGUCUUCAGGACGGCUUCAAAGACCCGAUUGACUUCAUUGAAGACAUUGAGACGGCGGAAAGGGACUAUGCCCGUGAAAUAUCCACCCCGAGAAGCGGAAAGAAUCAUGGAGAAGCAGCAGCGAAGAGAGGGAAGAGAAAGGAGCAAUAG
Molecule: messenger RNA, 183 nt
Organism: Penicillium psychrosexuale
Lineage: Eukaryota; Fungi; Ascomycota; Eurotiomycetes; Eurotiales; Aspergillaceae
Exons: 1
Coding region: 1-183 (60 amino acids)
Source: RefSeq, a predicted model, not a curated record